This is a messenger RNA of Caenorhabditis briggsae, 1584 nucleotides long. The transcript has 8 exons. The coding region runs from base 1 to 1584 and encodes 527 amino acids. The record is from RefSeq and is a predicted model, not a curated record. Lineage: Eukaryota; Metazoa; Nematoda; Chromadorea; Rhabditida; Rhabditidae.
AUGAAACUAAUUGUACUUCUGGCAUUCGGAAUCUUCACUAUUUUCAGCUUUAUAGGAUAUAAUGUCAACAAUCACCAAAAUCAAAAUAGAAUUAGUAAAAAGUCCUCUGUGAAGCGAGACACAAAUCAUACAUUUGAUUUCAAUUCAAGAAAAGUUUUACAAUUGAAACCCUUAAGAAGAUUUCCAUCUGGAAAGAAUAAUAAAAAGUUUGUGGUUGAUUGGAAAAGAUUUGAGACACUUCAAAAUUUUGUUCGUCGAAGUGGACAAAUCAUUGGACAACUUGAAUUUAAAAACUACGAUAUCCUCGAAAAAACUACAGAUAUGUGGCAUCAUCGAUUGGUGAAAGCAGGUCAUUUCGAAGUUGACGGAUUUAAAAGAAUCCUGGAUCUUUUGGAUAACUGGCUCAUAAAUAAGUUCAGAUUGGACUGGAUUCAAAACGUUGGGAUCAAUGAAUUAGAUUACAAAAGUGGUUGUUUGGUAAUUGAAGACACUGAUCCAAAUGCUGUUUUUCAUUUUCAUGGUCUCCGUCAACUCCAUUACAACAGAGAAAACUUCGAACGAUCUACUCCUUUUGUUAUCAACUCCACAAACAUGGGAUGUCUCGAUGUUGACAAGAAAAUAGAAUUAUUCGAGAAAUUCGGAAUAGUUGCACUUCAAAUAUUGGAUUCGUGCCCUUAUUCCAGAAAAGUGUUGAUUAUUGAUGGAAGACAGCCAUUUGAUUAUGUCACUGAUAGAGAUGAUAUCAAAUUUCACUCUGGGGACACUCUUCUGUAUGCUAGAAUACGGUAUUUUAUUGAAGAAGAUCAUUUGAAGAAUCUGGAUAAAUGGUUUAUGGAAAUGGGAUAUCAUGAUGUGACAGAAGUUGGAGAAUUCACCAAAGACUUGGCGGUUCCAGAAGUUACUGUUAAUGGAUGUAUCUCUACUUUUUACCAUUUCCAUAUGCAAAACGAGCGAUUCGGAAUUAUAAAAAGCAUCCUACCUCUAUGUAUACUAUUCCUUUCGUCUACUUUCGAAAUAAUAGUGGUUGGGAUUGCUACAGAGAGAAGAUCCGUCAGCCUUCUACGUCGUUCAGUUGGCAAAUUUUCUGUAUCAUCAUCCCGUGAUUGUGAAUGCAAAAGAGAGUCAUCAGCUGUCCGAGUGGAUGCUACCAAUACGAAUUUGGAAAACAUUGAUCUUCCAAAGUUGACAAGAUCUGAAAAUUGUGAUCGUUUAGUUACUGUGUAUGGAGAGAAAAAUGCGUUGCCAAAAUAUUCAGAAUCUUCAUGGAUGGAGAUACUCGAUGAUGACCACAAAGAGGGAAUCAGCAAAAAACAUACGAUUCUGGAUAGAAUAGAGAGUGAAGAUCUCUUGUCUCGAUCGAGAUUUGUCACUGAAUACAAUAAAAUAGAGGAUAUCAUAUUUUUCUUGGAGAAUAGUGUGGAAAGAAACGAUGAGAGAAAAUGGAAUAAGCUAGUUACAAUCAGGAAGGAACUCAGAAAAGCAGCUUUGAAGGCGUUCGGUGAUGGAGAGUCAAUCUUAGUUGUUACCUGUUGUCUAAUGAAAAUUUUAUAUUUCUCCAACAAAAAAAACAAAACAAAACUUUAA